UUGGCAAUUCUAGGUCUUUUCUAGUUCCAGAUAAACAUUUAUAGCAUUUGUGCUAUUCUCCUAAAAAAUGUGGUUGGGAUCUUGAUGGGGAUAGCAUUAAAUUUGUAGAUGGCUCUGGGUAGUAUAUUCAUUUUGAUGAUGUUAAUUCUUCCAACCCAGGAACAUGGAAUAUCUUUCCACUUCUUUGUGUCUUUUUCAAUUUCUCUGAGUAGUGACUCAUAAUACUUGUCCUUUCUUUCUCUUCCAAUUUCCUUCUGUCUCAGACAGAAAAUAAAGGAAAAAAGGGAGAAGGAGCCUCUGGUUAUGGUGGAGUCGUGUGUAAACACCAGCCCCAGUUACAACCCUGGUGGGGAAAAAAGAAGAAAAGGAAUUAAUGCCACAAACUUGAUAUGUGGUGUGACUAUUGUCAAAGUCCUAUGAGUAGUUUUGGAGUGUCCCUCUGGUAUCUUUGAAUGAGCCCAGUCUGUGAGUGACAACUUCAAGGAAAGAAACAAGAGACUCUGGCGCCAUCUGAAUGGAAGGAUUGCACAUAAUGCCACAAGAAGGACAACAUCAAGGUAGAGAGAAAGCAGAAUGGCGUUCUCAAGCACGGCUCUGGUCUGUUGCAAUGAUUUGCAUUGGGCUCCUCAGUACUUGUUUCAUUGUGGGCUGUGUGGUGACUUAUCAGUUAACAUAUGGCAAAACCAGCACAAAACUGUCUCAGCUUCAUACAUACUCAAGUCUAACCUGCUUCAGCGAAGGAACAAGGGGGGCAGAAAAAGUCUGGGGGUGUUGUCCAGGUCCCUGGAUGUCAUUUGGUUCCAGCUGUUACUUCAUUUCUACUGAGAGGAAGUUUUGGGCUAAGAGUGAGAAGAACUGCAUUGCAUUGGGGGCUCAUUUGGUGGUGAUCAACACAAAAGCAGAGCAGAAUUUCAUUAUUCAGCAUCUGAAUACAUCCUUUGCUUAUUUCCUGGGACUGUCCGAUCCACAAGGGAAUGGUGAUUGGCAGUGGAGUGAUAAGACACCUUAUAAGGAAAAUAUCAGAUUUUGGCAUAACAAUGAGCCCAACUCUCCUGAUGAGCGAUGUGCUACAAUAGUCUCCUGGGAAAAAAGAGGAUGGGCCUGGAAUGAUGUUGUCUGUGAAACCAAUGAGUAUUCUAUAUGCGAAAUGAAUAAGAUUUACUUAUAAAUAAAACUUUACUUUCACCUUUUAAA
This is a messenger RNA of Erinaceus europaeus (western European hedgehog), 1194 nucleotides long. It is a transcript of the gene CLEC6A, whose product is annotated as C-type lectin domain containing 6A. The record is from RefSeq and is a predicted model, not a curated record. Bases 515 to 1168 code for a protein of 217 amino acids. Gene Ontology annotation, molecular function: carbohydrate binding. The transcript has 7 exons. Gene Ontology annotation, biological process: antifungal innate immune response. Lineage: Eukaryota; Metazoa; Chordata; Mammalia; Eulipotyphla; Erinaceidae. Gene Ontology annotation, cellular component: external side of plasma membrane.